Molecule: messenger RNA, 1681 nt
Organism: Manihot esculenta (cassava)
Lineage: Eukaryota; Viridiplantae; Streptophyta; Magnoliopsida; Malpighiales; Euphorbiaceae
Product: mannose-1-phosphate guanylyltransferase 1
Exons: 5
Coding region: 202-1287 (361 amino acids)
Biological process (GO): cell wall mannoprotein biosynthetic process; GDP-mannose biosynthetic process
Cellular component (GO): cytoplasm
Molecular function (GO): GTP binding; mannose-1-phosphate guanylyltransferase (GTP) activity
Source: RefSeq, a predicted model, not a curated record
UUCACGGCAGUUAAUGGUUUUUCUUCCUUCCAGCUCUGUAUAAAUAGUCCCAUUGUGUUUCUCUUGACCGACGCCCCGUGUAGACAUCUUCAGACUCCAAGUCGACUCAGUUCCGGCCGUUCUAACUCGCUCCGGAUUCCGAUCGGGACUCUGAAUUUUGGAUUUUGUGACAUUUUGAGGAAAAGCAGCAGACAUUCCACAAUGAAGGCGCUGAUUCUUGUUGGAGGGUUUGGUACACGGUUGAGGCCAUUGACCCUCAGCGUACCUAAACCACUUGUUGAAUUUGCCAACAAACCUAUGAUCCUGCAUCAGAUUGAGGCACUUAAAGAAAUUGGAGUGACUGAAGUGGUUUUGGCUAUUAACUACCAACCAGAGGUAAUGUUGAACUUCUUGAAGGAAUUUGAGGCUAAGCUAGGGAUCAAGAUCACUUGCUCACAAGAGACGGAGCCACUUGGCACUGCUGGUCCUCUGGCUCUGGCUAGGGACAAAUUGAUUGAUGAUUCUGGUGAACCAUUUUUUGUUCUGAACAGUGAUGUUAUCAGCGAGUACCCACUCAAAGAAAUGAUAGAAUUCCACAAAGCCCAUCGAGGAGAGGCUUCCAUAAUGGUGACCAAGGUGGAUGAGCCAUCAAAAUAUGGUGUGGUGGUUAUGGAAGAAUCCACAGGGAAGGUUGAGAGAUUUGUGGAAAAACCAAAAAUAUUUGUUGGGAACAAAAUCAAUGCUGGAAUAUAUCUGUUGAACCCAUCUGUUCUUAAUCGAAUUGAACUUAGACCCACCUCAAUUGAGAAAGAGGUCUUCCCAAAAAUUGCAGCAGAUAAACAGCUCUAUGCAAUGAUCCUCCCAGGCUUUUGGAUGGACAUUGGACAGCCAAGAGAUUAUAUUACUGGUCUGAGACUCUAUCUAGACUCUUUGAGAAAGAAAUCCUCAUCUAGGUUAGCCAAUGGCCCCCAUGUUGUGGGAAAUGUUUUGGUGGAUGAGACUGCCAAAAUUGGAGACGGAUGUUUGAUUGGACCUGAUGUAGCAAUAGGUCCGGGUUGUGUUGUUGAGUCAGGAGUUAGACUCUCUCGCUGCACUGUGAUGCGUGGGGUUCGCAUCAAGAAGCAUGCUUGCAUUUCUAGCAGCAUCAUAGGGUGGCACUCCACUGUUGGUCAAUGGGCUCGUGUGGAAAACAUGACAAUCCUUGGAGAAGAUGUCCAUGUAUGCGAUGAAAUUUACAGCAAUGGAGGUGUGGUUUUGCCUCACAAAGAGAUCAAAUCAAGCAUUUUGAAGCCAGAGAUAGUAAUGUGAGGGAACAGCAUGGCGAUCCAUAGAAUAUGUUUAGGCAGGGAGAUGAUAUGUGUUUUGUUAUUCCCUUUUCUCUAAGUGUAGAAAUCAGUUUCUGCUGGUUCAAAUGAUGCGAGUCAAGCUGCUGAAUGUUUGUCUAUUUAUGGAGGGCACAAAGACAAAGUGUUGAUCUUGGUGUGAGAAGUGUGAUUUAGCUAUGUACAUAGAAAUAAAUGUUCUCAUUCUCAGGCUUUUCCUAUAAUUUAUCAAUGGCAAAUUCUUUGUUCCAUCCUGCCAUCUGAAUAUGGAUUCUUGCUGUUGGUGGGAUUUUUUUCUUUCUUUUUUUUAAAAAACAAUUUCUGUAAUAUGGCUCUCAUCAAGUGUCGGUGGCUAAAUUAUCAACUUUGUUCUUUAGUAA